UAUUUAUUAUUGGCGUUUCUGAAAAGAUUUUCAGUGAUUUUCAGAGCAUAAUGUCUUCACUCUCUUGAGUGUAAUCUUAUCAACCCAAAAUCUGUAAUUCAGUCCUUUUUAUACUUUAAAAAUGUGGUAUAGUUCGCGUACAUUUAAUGUCGAAUCCGCACUCGUUAGUUACCUUUGGUGUUUAAUGUGAUCGAUUGGCGUAUCGUGAAAAUACCAAUGUUCACUGGCACUUUGAAGAUUAAAAUAUGUGAAGCUUGCGGUCUAAGACCCACAGAUUACCAGAAAAGGCACAAUGUAACUUUUGGCAAACUAGACGAUCAACCUAUUGAUCCAUAUGUCACGAUCGACGUGGACGAACAACACUUACAUCGAUCAACCACCAAGCAGAAAACCUUCGAUCCUGUGUGGAAUGAAUCAUUUGUGCAGGAAGUACAUAAUGCUAGUUACCUGGAACUGACGGUAUUUCAUGAUGCUGCUAUACCACCCGACGAUUUCGUUGCUAAUUGUACCAUAACUUUCGACGAUCUGCUUCAAAAAGAAAAGGAAACGCCAGAUUUUUGGGUUGAUUUGGAACCUCAAGGGAAACUGCAUUUAAAAAUCGAACUGAAAUGGAACUCAUCAGAACAAGUAUCAAACCAGAAGCCCCUGGAAUUCAAAGAACGUCAAGGCUUCAAUCGUCGUCGAGGGGCUAUGAGAAGACGAGUACAUCAAUUCAACGGACACAAAUUUAUGGCCACAUUCUUGAGACAACCUACGUUUUGUUCGCAUUGUCGCGAAUUCAUCUGGGGUAUAGGAAAACAGGGUUAUCAGUGUCAAGUAUGUACGUGUGUGGUACAUAAAAGAUGCCAUAGAUCUGUUUUGACUAAAUGUCCUGGAAUGAAAGAUGAGCAAGUGGUUGAUAAUAAAUCUCAGCGGUUUAGUGUCAACGUACCGCAUCGAUUUGUCGUCCAUAGUUAUAAACGGUUCACAUUCUGCGAUCAUUGCGGGUCUUUGUUGUAUGGCCUGAUCCGGCAAGGAUUACAAUGCGAAGUUUGUAAUAUGAAUGUCCAUAAACGAUGUCAGAAAAACGUAGCGAAUAAUUGCGGAAUAAACACCAGACAUUUGGCUGAACUUUUGGAUGAAAUUGGAAUUUCACCUAGUCCUGGAACUAAGGGAUCAAGCAGCGUCGGCGGUCCACCAUCAAAUUUACAAAGCAGCACAUCUCCUGUAGCAUCCGAUGAAAAUACUCUAUUAUUCGAUCAAAGACGGAUGACCGAUGAUGAUAAGCAGACUGACAGCUCAGAAAGAGGUAUUUCCGUUCAACAGCGAUAUUUUUAUAACUCGAACGUAGACAUUAAUUUAAAAUUUCCGUCGUGUUCAUCAGUGAAUCGUAGCGGAUCCAAUGGCGGUGACCGAAAACUAGGAGUUGAUGAUUUCCAUUUUAUUAAAGUACUCGGCAAAGGAAGCUUCGGUAAAGUGAUGUUAGCCGAGAAGAAGGGAACUGAUGAAGUUUAUGCCAUAAAAGUUUUGAAAAAAGAUAUCAUUAUUCAAGACGAUGAUGUCGAUUGUACCAUGACUGAGAAAAGAAUAUUAGCUUUGGCCGCCAAGCAUCCUUUCCUCACUGCCUUGCAUUCCGCCUUCCAAACUAAGGAACGUUUGUUUUUUGUUAUGGAAUAUGUUAACGGAGGCGAUCUAAUGUUUCAAAUUCAAAGAGCUCGAAAAUUUGAUGAACCCAGGGCCAGAUUUUACGCGGCCGAGGUUACGUUAGCGUUGCAAUUUCUUCAUAGACACGGUGUCAUUUACCGGGAUUUGAAGCUGGAUAAUAUUUUAUUGGAUAACGAAGGACAUUGUAAAUUGGCUGACUUCGGUAUGUGCAAGGAAGGUAUCAUCGAUGGCGUAACUACCAGCACAUUUUGCGGUACUCCAGAUUACAUCGCUCCUGAGAUAUUACAAGAAUUGGAUUACGGAGCCAGUGUCGAUUGGUGGGCAUUGGGUGUGCUGAUGUAUGAAAUGAUGGCUGGCCAGCCACCCUUCGAAGCUGAUAACGAAGAUGAUCUGUUCGAGUCCAUUUUACACGAUGAUGUACUCUAUCCAGUCUGGUUGAGUAAAGAAGCCGUGUCUAUAUUGAAAGGCUUUAUGACCAAAAAUCCUAGCAAAAGGUUGGGUUCUGUAGCGUCGCACGGAAUGGAAAAUGCUAUAAGGACUCAUGUCUUCUUCCGCGAUAUCGACUGGGAUGCGUUGGAAGGCCGAAAAAUCAAACCACCGUUCAAACCUAAAAUCAAAAACAAAAAAGACGCCUUGAAUUUCGACACGGAAUUCACCAAAGAGGAACCCGGUUUGACACCAAUUUCAGCCGACAUCGUUAAAUCCAUUAAUCAAGAAGAAUUCCGCGGCUUCUCGUUCACAAAUAUGGACUACAAUCCUUCAAAAUUCAGUAAUUUCGCAGCGUAAUCCACGUCUUGACGCUUAGAAGUUAGAAGAAGCAGAAAAAAAAAGAAACCAGUACAGCCACGCUGUAUGAUUCGUUGCAUUUGAAAGUAACUUAAGCACAAAACAUCCCCUCCGUAAAUCUAAUUUCAUUUUUGCCCAUUCGUACGUAGUAAUUAGCUUCGUAGCUUCGGUUUAAAUAGUAUAAUUUUUUUAGUUGAGGAAAAAAUGACAUAAACUACUAACAAAGGUAUCUCAAUAGCGUAGGAUUAAUUAAUUCGCGAAGAAAUGAAUAAAAUUGGCAGAUCGAGUAUCCGCGUUGUAUAAAUAAGCGCGGUACUCCGGUGAAAAAGUAUGAUUUUUCGAUACGAGCGUAUGGAGAUAAUAUUUUUAACAUAAUUCAUUUUAGUUCCAGUGCCUUGCUUGUGUACUAUUAAUUUCGUAUAAUAUUAAAUUUUAUAUAGUUUGGACGCGUCAAUGAACGAAUUUUAAAGAAAAAAACCCCAUUUUAUAAGUCGACGGCCGUAUUCGCGUUUAAAUGUUAAUUUUUCUUGUGUCCCAGUAUCCCUUAAAUCUUUUCCAUGUCCGCUGCAUUUCUUUUUUUUUCGAAAGACCGUACGACCUUUUGUGCCCUGAAAAGAUCCGAUAAAUGGAAUUUGAGAACAUUUCCUGUGUGAAAUCGUACCGUACGAUUUACAGGGAACUUCGUCAACGUGAUUAAAAUUUUGAAAUUUCACCUCGUUCGAUUUCUCGCGGGCACUAAACGGUCAAACAUCACGUUGUAUGAAUUUUUAAUUAGGACGUUACAUUUCGUUAUAAAUUAAGGUUUAGUUAAUCGACGAAAAUAUUAGCUUAAGUUUUAGUAAUCGAGAUUCGUUUGACGAAUUUACUUAUUUUUUUUUGUUGGUAUUUUGUUUUUCUCGCGUUUCGAACUUUUCAAAGUAAAAAUCGACAGUAUUAUUUUGUUCGCUUUCUAUGCUUUCAUUGUAUUCUCUCUCUCUCUCUCUCUCUCUCUCCUUUUUUCUUUCUUUAUUUUUCUAUUAUUUAUUUUUAACGCCAAUUUAUCAAAUGAAACGUAUUAAAUGCAUUUAAAAAAAUCUCUCGAACGGCGAAUGAUACACAUCAUUCGUUAGUUUGGCUUUUUAUCUUAUUAUAAUAUUAUUGUUUUCUUUUUUCGCUUUUUGUUUCGUUUUUUUUAGUCAUGUGUUUUCGUUUUUAUUAUUCUAUUUGUAAUGUUUAACUUACCUAGUCUUUUAGUUUUUAUAUAUUCCAAUGUGUAAUUUUAACAGAUUUCUUUUUUCUAGUAUUAAGAUUAUUAGGCCAAUCGAAAGAUGAAUUUCGCAUUUAUUAAAACGAGAGAACCUAUAGAAUGAUUUGUCCAAAAAAAAAAACCGAAACCGAAGACGAGUCUAGAUAAAAAAAGGAUAGUCGCGUGCUCUUUUUUUCAAUAUCCAGGACGUUCCGUUCGUUCCGUCCAUCAUAUCGCAUAUUUGCGUUAUUUAAGGUGUAUUUUAUUGUGUAUCGUAGGUGUGCCUGAAUGUGCGAAGCUGAAAUGAAAGAGAGAAUUUAUUGGACAAGGUGUGUUUGGGCCGGAGGCGCGGAUAAAUUUAUUAUUAUGUAAAUAUGUAUGUAAUUUUUAUCUUCUUCGUUUGUUUUUUUUCUCCUUUCGUUUUUGGUUUACGACUGAAGCGCACACAAAAAUUGUACCGAAGAUACGAGAAGGUAUCGUUAAAUGUCUUAUUAAUUUACCAUGAAAAAAUUAUUAUUAAUUACAUAAAAUGCACCAUCGUUAGUACAAAUUGAAAAAAUUUUCAUGUUAGACCAAUUUUAAAAUAUGUAGGUAAUUUUUCGUCUUGUUUCGCGUCGCGUCGCUUUUAUCGUAAUUUAUUAAGUCGAUGUUUUAAGCAAUGUCCGGUCGAUACGAGUGAACAAAUGUUGUGAUUUUAUUUCCCUACCUAAGCGUCAUCCCGUUACAAAUUUCGUUUUUUAUUUUUGUUUUUGUUUUUGUUUUUGUUUUUUUACAUCAUUCCUCGUGAAUGGACGAAUUCGCGAAAUUGGCUAAUAAUCUGUGUGUUUUAUUCAUCUUUUUUUUUCUUCUAUUAACGGACUUUUUGAGGUCAAGUACCAUACCAUAAUCGCUUUUAUAUGUUAAUUGGUUGAGUUUUUGUUUGUGUUUUAUUAUGAUUUUUUUUUCGUUCGUUCAUAUUUAAUACUCAGAUGUGUUUUAAUGUUUAAUUUCUCUUUGUAUCGUUGAGUUUUUAGUUUUGUUGUAUGUAAUUUCGUUGUUUGUGUUAUUUGUAAUUGACGUGGUGUUGGUGGCGCCGAAAUUGGUGAAUAAGUCGAUAAGGAGUGCUUGAGGAGAGCCUGCUUCUCGGUAUGGAAGCGAAUUGAAUGAUGAGGGAUCGAUUAUUUUUACAAGGUGAUUCCGAAAACAUCUGCUUUGCUCUUUAAAUCGUUCCUGCAACAUGAAUGUUGAGUGAUUUUGGGGUUAUUGUGAGUUGGUUGGAGUGAGAACUCGCGAGAAAGCAUUAUUUGAUUGUGACGAAGAAGAGAUCAUUUCACUGAAGUGGUUUAAAAAGAGAUUAAAGGAAGUUGAGAGAGUUUUGAGUACAAUUUUGGAGUGAUUUGCAUCCCAUGUUAUGGAGUUUUACUUACUCAGUGGAUUGAAUGGCUGGAAACCUUACCACAUUGAUCCAUCAGAUAAGUCGAAUUUAUGCCUUGUGUGUGAUUAGUUGUCUAUUUAUCGUUUUGAAGGUUUUUAGAAUGUUUCUGAAUCACCUUGUAUAAAAAUAUACUUGUGUACAUUUCGUAGAGAGACCUAUUUGAGUAUUCCUCUUUUCAAAUACCCUAUUAGAGAAUAGAGAAACGAAACUGGAGUCGAUUAAUAACGAUCUCGUUUGCAAAAAUGCAAAAUAAAACGUGAAACAUGAUGUAACUUUCGUAGCUAGAAUAAUACAGUAUUUAUUCGUAAUUAAUAGAAUGAGUUUGAAUGUUUUAAACGUAUGCUAAGUAAGAUUUGACGAUAGUCGAAGUAUAAAUUAUAAGAAUAGAGCAGUGUGAGAACUGAGAAGUAUAUAUUUCUAGUUCUAGAAAUAUUUGAUUUUGCGAGUGAUGAGUGUAUUUUUUUUUGCAAUUAGGAUUCUGUGUUUGAAAAAAGGUAAUAUUUUCUGCGAUGGAAUUACCUAAAGUUCAGUUUUUUUUUUGUUUUUUUUUCUUGAUUUAUUCGUUUGUUUUCGAUAGACUUCUUUUAUACUUCGAUAUCAGUGGCGAUUAUGUCGCAAGUACUAAUUACCUAUUUUGUUUUCAUUUAUUAUUAUUUUUUUUCUCGAAAAAUCUGUUUCCUACAUAAACUCGCAUGACGAAAUAAGAAAAAAACUCGAAAUCCCUAUAAACGAACUUACGUACCGCAACGAACAGUUUUAUUAAUAAAAACAUAGCACCUCAUUUUCCUACCUAUGUAUCCGAACCAGAUGUGAUAUCGUACAAGAUCCUAGACGUAUAUUAUUUACGAAACAUAUAUAAAAAUCGGUUAUUUAUUUCCUAUUUUUACAAAUACAAUUUUGAACCUCGCAGUCGACAAAAAAAUUAUCGAUAUUUUCGUUUCGCACAAAUAACCAGAAUACUUUUAAACGUACUCGAAUUUUGUUCAUUGGUUUGAUUUUUUUUUACUUACCUCAUUCUCGCCUGACAUAUUGUUGUAUCAAAUCCUCCUCCUGUUACCAGGUUCUGUUACCUAUCUCUUCAUUUACUUCUUCUGUGGUAUAUCGAAAGAUUCGCGUAUUUUUUAGAGCAAAAGAAUAUUUGAAUCGCACAAAAAUCUUGUUCAAAGCGUAGACAGUAUUAAACCGAACAAUAUUAUAAAUCUUGCCGAUUAUAGUUCUUAUAAAACAAGAACAUUUUUAAGAUCAAAUUAUUCGUUAAGAUUAAUUAUAAAGAAAAUUUGUUUUUUGCAUUUAUGAUUUUAUUUAUCUUCUACCUUUUAAUGGCAAAUUUUACGAGUUCGUUUAAAAUGCAUUUUUUACUUGUGUUUUUUCUUUUGAUUUAUUUACUUUUUUUUUGAGGUUUUCGUUUUGUUUAUUUAUUUUUAUUAUUAUAGUGGUAUUUAUACAUAUACGAGUAAAGGUAUUAUACUACAUAGGUAUUGGUCAACUACCACCUAUAAAUAAAUGCAUCACGUAAGUUAUGUAUGUAUUAUACCAUCACAUCAAGUUCCAAUAAUGUAGUAUUUGUGUAAAUGUCGUCGAAUUCGUGAUAUAAGUUUUCUAAAUGAAAGUUAUUUUUUUAAUCGAAAAGAAUAAUUCGGAUAAUAUGAACUCGUACGUACGCAUACUAUAUUAUAAUAUUCUAGUCCUAACGUACAAUGUAUUUUUUUUUUUUUUUUUUUUUUUGAGAAUUUGUUAACGUACUCGUAUAAUUAUUGGAUGUUACCUUGCGAUAUUCGUAAUAACUUGGAAAAUUGAUUGUUGAGUUGCUAUAAAUUUUAAGUACAUUUAUGUAGAUUUUUACCAUUUAUGGCGCACCCCCAUGAUCAGAGUUUAAUUCGCGUUUACUUACCUCUCGAAAUCAAAUUGGUUUGAUACCUAACGAUUUCAUAAUCGUAUGGAAAAUCGAGUACAUCGUACGAUGAUGUAUUCAUACCUACCUACGCGAAUAACGCGGAUGAAAUGCUUGAAUUUAUAACUUUUUUUUUGUUUGUUUUUGAUUUUACUUAAUUUGUUUUUUGUUUCGUUGAUACUAGUGAUUGUAUUUUUAAAAAAUGAAUUCCAUGAUACUGGUAUGACCGUAGUACACCGUUUCUUUAUGUAAUAAACUUCUUUAAUAAAGAAUGUGUUGUAAACGCUUUA
Messenger RNA from Planococcus citri (citrus mealybug), 7250 nucleotides. RefSeq names its product protein kinase C-like. Gene Ontology annotation, cellular component: nucleus; cytoplasm. Gene Ontology annotation, biological process: protein phosphorylation. The coding region runs from base 217 to 2430 and encodes 737 amino acids. The transcript is spliced from 14 exons. The record is from RefSeq and is a predicted model, not a curated record. Lineage: Eukaryota; Metazoa; Arthropoda; Insecta; Hemiptera; Pseudococcidae. Gene Ontology annotation, molecular function: diacylglycerol-dependent serine/threonine kinase activity; ATP binding.